Mollisia scopiformis is the source of this 2124-nucleotide messenger RNA. Its product is annotated as cytochrome P450. Gene Ontology annotation, molecular function: iron ion binding; oxidoreductase activity, acting on paired donors, with incorporation or reduction of molecular oxygen, reduced flavin or flavoprotein as one donor, and incorporation of one atom of oxygen; heme binding. NCBI's taxonomy places the organism in Eukaryota, Fungi, Ascomycota, Leotiomycetes, Helotiales, Mollisiaceae. The transcript has 3 exons. The record is from RefSeq and is a predicted model, not a curated record. The coding region runs from base 390 to 1988 and encodes 532 amino acids.
UCCGGCCGGGCGUCCAACUCUUCUUACUGACCGGCGCAUCUGCGACUCCGAUUCUUCUCAAAGCGGGGUGAAACUGCGAUUGCACUGGUAGUGCACUGUAUAUAUUCAAUUCGAGUCGGAGGAAUGCAUCGCCUCCUCUUCCGCCCUCGUUUCUUUUCUCCGACUCGCGAGGUCGUUUGAGACGAGUCGUCUCAGACGCACCGGCCGAGUUCACCGUUUCCGGGUUUUCACUGGUCUCAGCAGUUCAAAAUAAAGCAAAGCAUAAUUGCGCUUCCGUCCGUCUUUCUGUCAAUACAUGCUCUCGUCUGCCUUAGAGUUCGAUAAAUCAUAUAAGCUUUGCUUACUUGCAUUCUCUGACGUGAAGUCAGAAGCCACCAUCCGGAAGGACGAUGCAUUUUCCCCUCGCCGUGGUAGCCUUGUUCUGGGCUGGCGUUUCUUACAUCAUUUACCAGGUUGUUACUGGCUACCUGAUCGCUCGACAUAACGCAGCUAGAGCUCGCGAACUCAAAUGCGAAGCUCCUCCUGCUCAGAAGAACCGCUGGCCCUUUGGUAUCGACCAGAUCGUUCGUGCUAUCAAAGCAGACAAGGCACAACGCUUUCCGGUCGACUUCAUUAAGAGAGCAGAGGAUGUUGGAGCCAUUACAUAUAGCUGGAAUCUAUUUGGAAGCGAGAAUUUCCAGACUGCCGAUGAGAAGAAUAUCCAGGCCAUCUUAGCAACGCAAUUUGACGAUUUCGACCUGGGUCCCUUCCGUAGGGGCCUGUUUUGGCCGCUGCUCGGAAAUGGUAUCUUCACGCAGGAUGGCGCUGGCUGGGAGCAUUCAAGAACCAUGAUGCGUCCUCAAUUUGUUAGAGAGCAAGUCAGCGAUUUGGGUCUGGAAGAGAUCCAUGUUCAGAACAUGAUGAGAGCCUUGGACCUUCAUCUAGGAUCAGACAAGUGGACCGACUGUGUCGACCUCCAAGAGCUAUUCUUCCGUUUGACACUCGACUCUGCAACCGAAUUUCUGUUUGGGGAAUCAGUCGAUUCACAGAUACAACUCAUACCCGGAAGCAAAGUCAAGAAGGAUAAAGACGGGUUGCAGUCUUUUGAUUUUGCCUCUGCUUUCGACAAAGGCCAGAUGGCAAUAGCGACGAGAGCUCGCUUUGGCAACUUAUACUGGCUUGUCAACCCGAAGGGCUUCAAAGAGGCUUGCAAAGCAUGCCAUGAUUUCAUUGACCACUUCGUUCGGCUAGCAUUGUCUCAGGAUCUUCGCGAAAAGGAACUCGAAAAGGGCGGAAAAGAUAAAUAUGUCUUCCUUGAAGCACUGGCGGCUGAGACACAGGAUCCGAUCGAAUUACGUUCUCAACUUCUUCAUAUCCUUCUCGCCGGUCGCGAUACAACGGCUUCGCUCCUGGGUUGGCUGUUUUUGUGUCUGUCCAAAGAUUCAACCCGCUAUCAGAAGCUUCGGAACAUUUGUCUAGAAGAGUUUGGAACUUACGACAAGCCAAAGGCCAUUACAUUUUCAAAGCUCAAAUCUUGCCAGUACUUGCAACAUUGCAACAACGAAGCUCUUCGUCUCUACCCUGUCGUGCCUAUCAACGGUAGAUUCGCCAAUAAAGAUACUACCUUGCCCCGAGGUGGCGGAAAGGAUGGCCAGUCCAAGAUCUUCGUCCCCGCUGGCUCCUCUGUCGAUUACUCAGUCCACGUUCUGCAUCACAGAAAGGAUAUAUGGGGACCGGAUGCCGAAGAUUUCAGACCUGAGAGAUGGGAGAAUCGAAAAGUUGGUUGGGAAUUUGUUCCAUUUAACGGUGGUCCUCGCAUCUGUAUAGGACAACAAUUCGCCCUGACCGAGGCCAGCUACGUAACAGUGAGAUUGUUGCAGAGAUUUGACAAGAUGGAAUCCAUGGAGACGGACCCAAUUGUCCGACACAAUUUGACACUCACAAACUGUAGUGGAAAUGGCGUAAAGGUUAGGGCACAUGCGGUGCGAAGUGGAUCUUGGGAUUAUUAAGGUUGUCUGCGAGCGCGGAUGUCUGGUAUGACAAGCAGGGAUUGUGCCCGAGUCAAGACUGUGCCACAGAAGUUGUGAUCCAACCGGAAUGUAUAACAUCCACUCCAUGAUCCUGGCUCAGAUAGUCUCCAAAAAC